Messenger RNA from Schistocerca americana (American grasshopper), 1004 nucleotides. RefSeq lists its product as uncharacterized. The transcript is spliced from 4 exons. Lineage: Eukaryota; Metazoa; Arthropoda; Insecta; Orthoptera; Acrididae. The coding region runs from base 16 to 987 and encodes 323 amino acids. The record is from RefSeq and is a predicted model, not a curated record.
GACACAGUACUACCAAUGGCAUCCGGUUGGACUGAGGAUCCAUAUCCGCGUCAGCAGUCGCAUUAUGAGCUGCUGUCGUACACGGAUUUCGAUCGGUACGAGCCACACACGGAGGAAGGGCUGACAAUCCUCCGCAGGAAAGUGGGUUAUGCCUUCUACGGUCCACCGACAAGGGGGCCAGACCUCAGAAACGGCUACACCGGAUACAGCGGGAACCGCCUCGGGACGGUCAAAGCCGUAGCUAGUUGCUUAAUAGAGCUGAACGGGAAGAAGACAUCUGGAAACAGAGAUCAACUGGAUAUGGCUAUUGUCUUCGUCUUUGUAGACUACAGAGACGAGGUACUGCAGUUCCCCGUCUUCCGAGUGUGCAUGUCAGAAUCGGAGUGCAAUUUCGUCGACGCCAACUGCCGUGUGUACUCUACGUGGAACAAUUUUCUGGAAACUAAUGAGCUGCCCCCGGGAAGGUGCUGCUGGCCACUCAACGGCGUCUACUGCGGCGACGCGCAGGGCAACGUACAAGUGGAGUGGGGCGUCACACCUGCAACAACUAAUGAAAUACAGGUCCGGUUGCCAGAACUGGAAACGGUGGACAUUGUAAGUGCGGUGUCCGCCAUUGGAACUUCGGCCCUCUUCGUGGCGGCGUUGGUGGUGCCAGUCUCGGCGCCAGUGAUGGCGGUGGCUGGCGCAGCCGCUACCGUGUCAGGGCUAUACUAUGCGGUACGGAGCGGGCGGACGCCUGUCGACAGCCAUUGGCACCAGCCGGUCUCCAGCUUGCUGCGCGAUCAGCAGCUCACCUACAAUGGACUCAACGUCACGGCCACAGGUGUCCGCUUCGGCUUUCUUUCUGCGCCGGGUGUCUUCCCGUUCGCCUCGUCAGUCCUCUUCUUCAUGCACACAUCAAUAAACUUCAGGACGGCCACUAGAGAUAGCCACCCGAUUUACUUUCGAAGAGAGAAAGGAGGUUUCAGCUUGGAUGGAAGUGUUUGAAUCACCCUGUAACAUCG